Messenger RNA from Anopheles moucheti, 1854 nucleotides. RefSeq names its product endochitinase-like. The transcript has 4 exons. Gene Ontology annotation, biological process: carbohydrate metabolic process; chitin catabolic process. The record is from RefSeq and is a predicted model, not a curated record. Gene Ontology annotation, cellular component: extracellular region. The coding region runs from base 1 to 1854 and encodes 617 amino acids. Lineage: Eukaryota; Metazoa; Arthropoda; Insecta; Diptera; Culicidae. Gene Ontology annotation, molecular function: chitin binding; chitinase activity.
AUGUUGGAGGUGGCAGUUGAGAAGAAUUCCAGAGCAACCCUUAUCAAGAACAUGCUGCGAUACAUGGAAUGGUUGCAGCUCGAUGGUAUUGAGGUGUUUUUGGGUGGAGGUUCACGGGAAUCAGAUGAAGCGGCCUUCACGUUGUUGCAGGAGCUUAAAAGUAGUUUCAUAGCGGCCGGACAUCCAACAUUGGUCGACUAUGUGCAUGUUUUGAGUAGACCUAGACGAUGGCCAAAAUAUCACGACAAUAGUUCGAUACCGGUGGCCAAAGCUACGUUCGAUAUAGAUGAUCAUACAAACAUUACUCUUCAGCGAGCCUUGCAGUACUGGAUCGAUAACAACUGUCCCGCGAACAAGAUCGUACUUGCAGUCAUAUUUGUCGCUCGGAUAUUCAAGCUUGCGAACGUGGCGAAGAAAUGGGAACAACCGCCAGAGCUUACGACAAUGUGUUCCCUCUCGAAGGGAACGGGCUUUUGUCCGUAUGUUGAGCCUUGCCAGAAGUUUAAAGAAGGCGAAUGGACCGUGGGCUAUGACGAUACGGAAGGAUUGGCACCGCACGCAUUUCAGAGCGAUCGUGAUAGCAUUUCAGUUGUUACUCAGGCGUGCUCGAGUACGGUUGUGCGUAGUGUAGGUUGGGACUCGAACAACUUUACUGUUGAAACAAUGUUCAGUAAUCGUAGCAAUCGAUCAAAUAGCCUCCACUCUGGAGGAGUUUCUCUCCUUUCCUUGCUGAUGUUAUUACUGUUGAACCCUUCCAACGGUUCUGUGAAUGCCGAGCGAGUAGUGUGUGGCUUGCAAUCCUCCUCCACAGAAAGACGUGGUGAAUAUCGCUUUGAAAUUGCAGACAUUCCAACAUCGCUGUGCAGCCAUAUAGUGUACGAUCGUAUGGAAAUAGACAUGUUCUCGAGUGCACAGCUUUUCGAUACGCCCGACACGGAGGAAAGUGAUUGGAAAAAGUUAUCCGAGCUAAAGCGCACCAAACCGGAACUAAAACUUCUCGCAAAUAUUGGUAGCCCACGUAUCAUUGAGCUGGCUACUGAGAAGAACUCGAGGGAAACCCUUAUCGAGGACAUGCUACAGUACAUGGAAAGGUUCCAGAUCGAUGGUAUUGAGCUGUAUUGGAGUGGUGGCGUAUUUGGACCUGACGAACCAUUGUUCCUGCUGAUAGAGGAGCUUAAAAGUCGUUUCAUAGCGGCCGGACAUCCAACGUGGGAAGUGAACGCGAUGAUCGAGAUCGAACGACAAACCAUCGAUCAUGCACGAUUGUGUGGAUUGGUCGACUAUGUGCAUAUCUUGGGUUUGGGUCAACGAAAACCCACUUAUCGCGACAACAGUUCGACACCAGUUGCCAAAGCUACGUUCGAUAUAAAUGAUCAUACGAAUGUUUCACUUGAGCACGCCUUACAGUACUGGAUCGAUAACAACUGUCCCGCGAACAAGAUCGUACUUGUAGUUUUAUUACUCGGGCAACCGUUCACGAUUGUCAACGGGAUGGAGAAUGAGGAAGAACCUCAGGAGCUUACGACAUUUUGUGCCUUCUCGAAGGGAUUGCCUGUUUGCCCGUACGUUGAGCUUUGCCAGAAGUUUAAAGAAGGCGAAUGGACCGUGGGCUAUGACGAUACGGAAGGAUUGGCACCGCACGCGUUACAGAACGAUAUGUGGGUAGCCUACGAGAAUGAAGCGUCAGUUGAAAGGAAGGGUGAAAUAGCGAAAAGAAAAAAAAUAGCUGGUGUGUAUGCUUUUACAUUGGAUAUGGACGAUUUCCAAAGCAAUUGUGGAACAUUGUACCCACUGACAAAGGCGUUGAGCAGAUCGUUCAAAUCAACAUCGGCCAAAGCAGAGGCUACAUCUUAA